Messenger RNA from Sitophilus oryzae (rice weevil), 1952 nucleotides. It is a transcript of the gene Elp3, whose product is annotated as probable elongator complex protein 3. Gene Ontology annotation, biological process: tRNA wobble base 5-methoxycarbonylmethyl-2-thiouridinylation. Gene Ontology annotation, cellular component: elongator holoenzyme complex; nucleus; cytoplasm. Gene Ontology annotation, molecular function: iron-sulfur cluster binding; acyltransferase activity, transferring groups other than amino-acyl groups. The record is from RefSeq and is a predicted model, not a curated record. The coding region runs from base 121 to 1926 and encodes 601 amino acids. Lineage: Eukaryota; Metazoa; Arthropoda; Insecta; Coleoptera; Curculionidae. The transcript has 10 exons.
AAUUCAUCUAGAUUUUGGAUAAAUAUGGAAUUUUGUUAAUUUAGAUAAUAUAAUUAUAAUAAUUUAAUCGUAUAAAUAUUCUAGUUUGGAAAUUUGGGAUCUUAAAGAAAUUUUUUAACAAUGGUUAGAAAGAAAAAUGAGUUUUCACAUCUCACAGUGGAUGAAAGAAAGGUUGUCACUGUCGCUGAAGUUGUGCAGGACUUAAUAAAAGCUCACGAAGAUAAAAAGAACGUGAAUCUAAAUGCAUUAAAACAUAAGAUCUCUUCAAAAUAUGGACUCGAAUCUUCUCCAAGAUUAGUCGAUAUUAUUGCAGCAGUGCCUGUUAACUAUAAGAAAAUAUUAAUUCCUAAAUUGUUGGCAAAGCCCAUAAGAACAGCUAGUGGGAUCGCUGUAGUGGCUGUUAUGUGUAAACCACAUCGAUGUCCACAUAUUAAUAUGACAGGAAAUAUUUGUGUAUAUUGUCCAGGGGGUCCAGAUUCUGACUUUGAGUAUUCCACUCAAAGUUAUACUGGUUAUGAACCAACCUCGAUGAGGGCAAUUCGAGCUAGAUAUGAUCCAUAUUUACAAACUAGACACAGAGUAGAACAAUUAAAACAACUUGGUCAUUCUGUAGAUAAAGUAGAAUUUAUUGUAAUGGGUGGAACAUUUAUGAGUCUUCCAGAAGACUAUCGUGAUUAUUUUAUUAGGAAUUUACAUGAUGCCCUUUCUGGCCAUAAAAGUGCAUCUGUAGAAGAAGCAGUAAUAUUUUCAGAAAGAUCAAAUACUAAAUGCAUUGGGAUUACUAUAGAAACCAGACCUGAUUACUGCUUGCAGAGGCAUCUUUCUGAUAUGUUGAAAUAUGGCUGCACUAGACUUGAAAUUGGUGUUCAGUCAGUAUAUGAAGAUGUGGCAUUAGAUACCAAUCGAGGACACACUGUUAAAGCAGUAUGUGAAACGUUUAAUUUAGCUAAAGAUGCAGGAUUUAAAGUUGUGGCACAUAUGAUGCCUGAUUUGCCUAAUGUAGAUUUAGAAAGGGACAUUGAACAGUUCAUAGAAUUCUUUGAGAAUCCAGCAUUUAGAGCAGAUGGUCUAAAAAUAUAUCCCACACUGGUCAUAAGAGGAACUGGUUUAUAUGAAUUAUGGAAAACGGGGCGAUAUAAAAGUUAUCCUCCAUCUGUUCUGGUGGACUUGAUAGCAAAAAUCUUAGGAUUGGUGCCACCAUGGACUAGAGUAUACAGGGUGCAAAGAGAUAUUCCAAUGCCAUUAGUUAGUUCUGGCGUUGAACACGGUAACCUUCGGGAAUUAGCACUUGAACGCAUGAGCGACCUAGGUUUAAAAUGUCGAGACGUUCGUACAAGAGAAGUCGGCAUAACAGAAAUUCACGAAAAAGUUCGACCUGACGAUGUAGAACCGGUAAGAAGAGAUUACGUUGCAAAUGGCGGAUGGGAAACAUUUUUGAGUUAUGAGGAUCCAAAACAAGAUAUUCUAAUUGGACUCCUAAGGUUAAGAAAAUGUUCUAAAGAGUAUACAUAUCGACCUGAACUCAUAAAUAAUUGUUCAAUGGUAAGAGAACUACAUGUAUAUGGGAGUGUUGUGCCAGUUAGUGGAAGAGAUGAGAAGAAGUUCCAACAUCAAGGUUUUGGGGCACUUCUUAUGCAAUGGGCAGAAGAUAUUGCAAUAAAUGAACAUAAAUCUACAAAAAUAGCAGUUAUAUCUGGAGUUGGCACAAGAAACUAUUACAGAAAAUUAGGAUACUACUUAGAGGGUCCAUAUAUGGUUAAAACUUUAGUCAGUGAUAAAUACGAAAGUUCUUUUAAAGUAAUUGAUGGUCCUAAACUUGAAAUUAAUACUCCAUUUGAAAAAUCAUUUAAAAUAUACAAUAAUGAUGAAGAGGCAGAUGAUGAAUGGUUAGAUGAAUAUGAUAAAAGUCAUGGUUUUAGUGUAUAAUAUUACACAUAUUAUACUAUAAAAAU